Scophthalmus maximus (turbot) is the source of this 4151-nucleotide messenger RNA. It is a transcript of the gene arhgef18a, whose product is annotated as rho/rac guanine nucleotide exchange factor (GEF) 18a. Lineage: Eukaryota; Metazoa; Chordata; Actinopteri; Pleuronectiformes; Scophthalmidae. Gene Ontology annotation, cellular component: plasma membrane. The record is from RefSeq and is a predicted model, not a curated record. Gene Ontology annotation, molecular function: guanyl-nucleotide exchange factor activity. Gene Ontology annotation, biological process: regulation of Rho protein signal transduction. The coding region runs from base 361 to 3408 and encodes 1015 amino acids. The transcript is spliced from 20 exons.
GUGUGCGCGCGCGCGUGUUGCCGGAUGUACUCGCGGAAUGUGUUGCACCGAAUCGAGCGCUUCCCACGGAGAGGGAAGGAGGGCUCGUCCCGAGGAGGCUGGGAUGUCUUUAACUUCUCCCUCCCCUCGGCUCCAUUUCCACCCGCUCGGUGCACUUGUUCCUCCCGCCGGGGCAUCGUCAGUGUCUGUCAGAGGAAGAGAGAGGGCCUCGGACCUGGACCUGGACCUCACCACGGAGGCGAAGCUGCGUGUUUCCGGCCGCUCGUUGUCAUUCCAACACCACAGGUGAGAGGAAAGAAGCGACCGUUGGCUCGUUGAAUUUCACCUGUUGGGACAUUCGCAGGAGGGCGGUGACAAACAAUGUCUGUGCCGGGGAAAGGGAUUUCUCCUUCGGCCUCCGAUGGCCACGCUGCCGACUUCGUUAGUCCAGGCAUGACUAUCACCCCCAAAAGAUCCAGUCCUCAGCCUGCUUCCUCUUCUCACAACACAAGACCCAGAUCUGAUCCGGUGCAGAUGGAUGACGUCGACGGUCCGCGCUUGAAGCCUUUAACCUCCUCUGAGGACUCGCUGUCACUGGCUUCCUCCCUGGCGGAGCCCAUCAACCUAGAAGAUAUUCACUAUGCUCGGCUGCGAGAUGAGCUCGAGAUCGACGCCCAGAACCUGGAGGCGGAGUCCUGGAGUGUGGCAGUGGAUCAGAACUACAUGAAGGCCCUGAGCAAAGAGGCCGUCAGAAGACAGGACGUCAUCUAUGAGUUGAUGCAGACGGAGAUGCACCACGUUCGCACCUUAAAAAUCCUCCUCCAUGUCUACAUGCACGAGUUGAGGCAGUCUCACCUGAUCGAGGAGGCCAGACUGGAGUGGCUCUUCCCCGGAGUGGACUCCCUCCUCGCCCUCCAUCAGCAUUUCCUCAAUUGCCUCAAAGCACAGCAACACCAAAGUCGGGAGGAAGGCGGCUCACACAACUACCAAAUCACACAGCUGGGGGAGAUCCUCAUCUCUCAGUUUUCAGAUACACUGGGAGAUGGAAUGAUGGAGUGCUACAGUAUUUUCUGCAGCCAUCAGAACGAGGCCAUCAGCUUCUACAAAGAGCAGCUGCAGAACAACAAGAAGCUGCAGAUUCUUAAUAGGAAAUUAGGUCAGCUUCCUCUCGUGCGAAGGUUGGGAAUCCCUGAAUGUUUUCUCUUGGUGACGCAACGCAUCACAAAGUAUCCCGUCCUGUUGGAGCGAAUCAUCCAGAACACUGAAGCUGACACAGAGGAGCACAAGUCUCUGGUGCAGGGCUUGGUGCGGAUCAAAGACACCAUCUCCCAGGUGGACAUGCAGGUCAGCGAAUACGAGAAAGCUGCUCGCCUGCGAGAAAUCAUCCUGCGCCUGGAGACAAAGUCUCAGGUGCGGCUGAAGGACGGCCAGCUGUUCCGCAGGGAGGAUCUGCUCCAGGGAGACAGGACGCUGCUGCACGAGGGCACCGUCACCUGGAAGUCCUCCGGAAGACAGAAAGAAAUCCACGCGGUGCUGCUGUCAGACGUGCUCCUCCUCCUGCAAGAGAAAGAUCAGAAGUUCAUCUUUGCUGCUGUGGACAACAAACCAUCGGUGAUCUCCCUUCAAGGGCUGAUAGUUCGGGAAGUGGCCCACGAUGACAAAGCCAUGUUCCUGAUAUGUGCCUGCACCUCCAGUCUGCCGGAGAUGUACGAGAUCCACACGGGCUCCAGAGACGAACGCAUUUUCUGGAUUGCGCUCAUACGCGAAGCUGUGGAACACUAUCCACAAGAGGAGCUGCACCGUGAACUGAUUGCUAAGCUGCAGCAUUGUCAAGAUGCACUAAAGGACAGGGAUGAGCAGAUAACACAGAGUCUGGCAGAGAAGCAGCAGAUCUUUGCAGCUCUGUACGAGAGUGUGACGCAGCAGGAGACGCCGCACAAAGGGCUGCUGCUCCGAGGCGAUGCCACCGACCUCCAGCAGGGGGAGGCGCUGCUCAGAGGAGCCAUCGAUGAGGUGGAGAACCUGCAGAACCUGAUCUUCUCAAGGAUUAAAGACCCAAACCUUCCAGUGGACGAGGGCGAGAGGCCCGGGGGUUUGCUGGCGCAGGCCGACACCUUGGAAGAGGGCGACAGUGACUCCGAUGUAAACACCAUGAAAAGUGGAGAUGUGUGCGUCAAUCACAAUCCUCAGCUCCAGGAAAUCUACUCUGAAGGCCUGGAACAGUCUGCCGAUGACGACACACUCCCAGUGCCAAACUGCGAUUCAGCCUCUAGUCAAGUCCCUCAGGCAGCGGUGUGUGACAGGGUCAUAAUACUCGCACGGAUGCUCCACACCUUACAGGCGAUAAUCGCUCAGCAGACCAGCCAGAUUGAGCUGCAGCGCGCUUUCCAGUCGAACGCUCAGCAGCCCGCUCGUCACUACACCAACGUACUGCUGGAGCGGGAGAAGCAGCGCAACCUGGAGAAGCAGAAGGAGGAACUGGCCAACCUGCACAAGCUGCAGGCGCAGCAGCGCGACGAGCAGCAGCGCUGGGAGAAGGAGCGGGAGCGGCAGAGGAUCCAGGUGGAGACCCUGGAGGCUCAGCUGCAGCAGAGGGAGGAGGAGUGCAGCAAGUGGGAGGAGAGGCUCGGCGGGGAGAAUGCCGAGCUGGAGAGGCAGUGGGAGAACUACCAGCACGACCUGGAGAGGCUGCGGGAGUCGACGAAGUCGGUGGAGAAGGAGCGCGAGCGUAUGACGCAGGAGAAGGAGCGUCUGGAGCAGCUGCAAGAGAAGUUGAAGUUGAAAUUAAUGGGCGUCCCAAACCCAGGACACUCCAACUAUGAUGAUCCCGCACAAAGCCAGAAUUUUUUCAGUUCCCCGUCGUUCAGGGGGAGCGUCGUGAACGGAGGCGGGACUCUGCCCCCGACUCCAAGGCCCAACGUCUUGCCCACCCCCUCCAAUUCCAUGGAGGUUCCACCCAAGGUUCCGCUGCGUAAAGAGAGCAUCAGCCCCCAGCCAGUCAAACCUGAGCUGCCCAUGCACCUGAUCAGCACCACCAACCAGGUGCACAAGCCUCCCGUCGUGCAGCAGCAGAUCCCCACCAAGCUUGCGUCGCUGUCCAAGGGCAAGGACAAAGGCUUCAAGACCAAAGGGUCCCACCAGAGGACCCACAGUGCAGCCUCUAUAGACGUGAACCAGGUGCUGCCCAUCCGAGUGACGGGGAAGGAGGGAGGCAGUCUGCGAGCCACGAGGAACGGCAGCCCUCAAAGGAUCUACCAGUCAGAGACCUUCAGAUCACCCAGAUCUGUCCACAAUGUGAAGACGUCUCAGUCCUUCAGCACACAAAAGAAGAGCGGCAGCCCCAGCAGCAGCAUGGGUCCUCCACCAGCACCACCUCCUUUCCCCAAAGAAGUUCUCAAACGGGGCAAAGGGGGGGAGACGUUCCUUUAAUCAUAAACCAAAGACUGGAGUUUGAGCAAGGCCUCGUGCAGCAUAAAGACUUGGAACACAUGGAGCCAAAAAAACCCGAUGGAGCUUUGAAAAGAGACUGCACAAGGCUCCAGGACCCAGCGUCCGUGUGUGUCCAGUAUUAACAGGCCAGUCACUAUUAUAGUACUUUAUCACAGGACGCCAGCUGUUGGAAUCAGCUGAACUUGGAAAAGAGAUAAAUGAUGGGCAUAUUUUAUAAGAAGAAAAAAAAAACUAGGCCUAUUUGUACAUUUGGAAAAGAUAAUAUUUUCAGAUAUUUUUUUUAAGACGUUGCUAUAAUCGUGAGGCCCAAAGCCUUUUCCCUAGAAGUAACUUUUUAUCUUUUUUUAAUUUUAAAUGAAAGCAGGCUGUCUGUGACCUUUUUAGCACUCGUCGAAAUUUGCACGCGUUGUGAGGAAGCUACAGACUUAAGAAGUACAUAUCAGAACAUAUCUGUUUAGAUAUAAGUGCCAAGCACUUGUAUCAGGACCUGUUCCAGUGGUGAAUUAUCAGGGCUUGUAUAAGAAACUGGAGUUGAGCUGUAAAGAAAUAGUUUGUUCAUGUGAUGAAAAUUCUUAAAUGUGCCGAUCUCAUUUAAUAUAUUAACUUUAUGUUGAUUAUUUUCUCUGGUCGAGACACUGAGACGCAGUCGCUUCAUGGUUUCAUGUGUAAUAUAUUCCACAGCCCAACUAAUGGGUCACAGAAUAAAAAGAUGGUUGACUUAA